AUGGAUGAAAUGGAAGCAGAAUACAACAAUUAUUGGGAGACCAAGAGAUUCUAUGAGGAGCUUGACAGUUGGGGAAUUGAUGAGGCCCUCAGUUACUAUGACUCAAGCUCUCCUGACGGCACUGCGUCUUCUUCAUCCCCUGCUGCCAAGAACAUAGUAAUGGAGAGGAAUCGAAGGAGGAAGCUCAAUGACAAGCUCUAUGCACUUAGAAGUGUGGUCCCCAAUAUCACGAAGAUGGAUAAAGCGUCUAUCAUUAAGGAUGCUAUCGACUAUGUGCAAGAGCUUCAGGAGGAAGAGAGGAGGUUGAUGACGGAGGUAACUGAACUGGAAUCGGCCAAGAAGGAGAAAUCAAAUGUUAGUGACAUCACGCAAGCUGAUUAUUUGGUCGUUGGUGAGAGGAGGAAGAAGAGGAUCAGUAGGACUUCGCUUUUGGCUCCUGGAUCUCCUGGCACACCUUGGCUCGAAGUAAUGGAGCUUAGCGUGUCUGAGGUGGGAGAGAGGACAUUGGUAGUAAGCAUCACUUGCAAUAAGAAGAACGGCACACUGAUCAAAAUGUGUGAUCUCUUUGAAUCUCUAAACCUCAAUACUAUUAGUGCUAACAUCACCUCUGUAUCUGGAAGUCUCUUGCAUACUCUCUUAGUUGAGGCAGACAAUGUGGACUGCAUUCAACUAAAGGAGAAAAUUGCAACUGCAAUUGCAGGAUACCAUGACAAGCCCUAAGAGUUCUAUUAGUUUUCAGUAAAGGAGGAAGUCCAACAACUUAAUUCCUCUCGAAAUUUAGCUUUGAACUUUUUUUUUCUUUUGUCUUUCUUCUCAUUUGUAUGUCAUUUAGUUAGACAUUUUCCCCGCUUUAUUCUCCAUUCUCGUACUAUUA
Molecule: messenger RNA, 874 nt
Organism: Asparagus officinalis (garden asparagus)
Lineage: Eukaryota; Viridiplantae; Streptophyta; Magnoliopsida; Asparagales; Asparagaceae
Product: transcription factor bHLH35-like
Exons: 5
Coding region: 1-720 (239 amino acids)
Biological process (GO): regulation of DNA-templated transcription
Cellular component (GO): nucleus
Molecular function (GO): protein dimerization activity; DNA-binding transcription factor activity; sequence-specific DNA binding
Source: RefSeq, a predicted model, not a curated record